AUGAGUUUCCUUGCAAAAACAUUUUCGCAAGUUAUUGCACGCGCAGGAACAACAACAGCACUUCUUUCAAAACCACGCUAUCCAACAUCAUUGACUUACCGUUUAGCUUCGGGACAAUCAUCUCAACAAAGUGAUAAUAAGGAGCAAAAGAAAUAUGAAUAUUUAUUAGUUGAUAUUAAAGGAAAGAAUUCAAAUGUAGCACUUGUUCAACUCAAUCGACCAAAAGCAUUAAAUGCAUUAUGUGAUGGUUUGAUGAGAGAAUUAAGUACGGUCUUGGAGACAAUUGAUAAAGAUGACAAAAUUGGUUGUAUUGUUUUAACAGGCAGUACACGUGCAUUUGCUGCUGGUGCUGAUAUAAGAGAAAUGCAAAAUAAUACAUUGGCACAAGUUGUUGGUGCAGGUUUUCUUGAUCAAUGGUCAGCAGUAGCAAAAAUUAAAAAACCAAUUAUUGCUGCUGUUAAUGGUUUUGCAUUAGGAGGUGGCUGUGAGUUAUCAAUGAUGUGUGAUAUAAUUUAUGCUGGUGAAGAAGCAGAAUUUGGUCAACCAGAAAUUAUUCUUGGUACUAUUCCAGGUGCCGGUGGUACUCAACGUUUACCUCGUUAUGUUGGUAAAUCAAAAGCUAUGGAAAUGGUAUUAACAGGCAAUCGAAUAAAAGCAAAAGAAGCUCAUCAAAUUGGUUUAGUUAGUGCUGUUUAUCCAGCAAAUCAACUUAUUGAUGAAGCUGUUAAAACAGCUGAAAAAAUUGCAAGUCAUUCAAGAAUUGUUGUACAACUAGCUAAAGAAGCAGUUAAUACAGCAUUUGAAACAACAUUGGCUGAAGGAAAUCGAUUUGAAAAACGUAUUUUUCAUACAACAUUUGGUUUAGAUGAUCGAAAGGAAGGUAUGACGGCAUUUGUAGAAAAACGUAAACCAAAUUUUACUGGCCAAUAA
This is a messenger RNA of Adineta steineri, 930 nucleotides long. NCBI's taxonomy places the organism in Eukaryota, Metazoa, Rotifera, Eurotatoria, Adinetida, Adinetidae. The record is from the annotation of a GenBank genome assembly.